GGGAGUGUUGAUUUCUUAUUAACAUUUUUUUGGCCAGAGCACUCAUUGUUGACUAUCGGCCAAUCAUGGGCCAUGCGCGCCAACUGUGGGCACGGGCCGUUUUCGGAUUAGCCCCAACAGCUCCAAUCAACACUAAGCAAGGCGCGAGUGAUCCGUGACUCUAGCACCUUCACGCGAAAAGUACUUAACUCGCACUUUCUUCCACCGGCGCUCAACUUCUUCCACUUUCAUCACACUCUCCAACAUCGAACUUCUAGACUUCCCACUGAGCACUGCAUUUAGAGACCUCAGGUCUUCCAUAAUUCCAACCACUUAUCAAUUUUACGCUUCGCGCAUUUAACUCGACCAAGAUGACUGGCGGCGGCAAAUCCGGCGGCAAGGCCAGCGGAUCCAAGAACGCGCAAUCCCGUUCUUCCAAGGCUGGUUUGGCUUUCCCGGUCGGGCGUGUUCACCGUCUCCUGCGGAAAGGCAACUAUGCUCAGCGUGUCGGUGCCGGCGCGCCCGUUUACCUUGCUGCAGUUCUUGAGUACCUCGCUGCUGAAAUCCUCGAACUGGCUGGCAACGCGGCUCGCGACAACAAGAAGACCCGUAUCAUCCCCCGCCACCUUCAACUUGCGAUCAGGAACGAUGAGGAGUUGAACAAGCUGCUUGGUCACGUCACCAUCGCCCAGGGUGGUGUCCUCCCCAACAUUCACCAGAACCUGCUGCCCAAGAAGACAGGCAAGACCGGCAAGAACUUGUCUCAGGAGCUUUAAAUUUUUCUCAGUGGGGGUUCAGGUUUGCUAUUUCUGGUCGGCACGUUGGGUUCAUGAAUUGGGGUCACGGUCUCGGGUCAUCGGUUGCUUUUCGCGUGUUUGGGUGUACAUUAAUCCAUGAUGGGCAUGGUCAUGGCGAUGAAUGAGAUUCCCUCUAAACA
This is a messenger RNA of Chaetomium strumarium, 916 nucleotides long. RefSeq names its product histone H2A-like protein. Gene Ontology annotation, biological process: heterochromatin formation. Lineage: Eukaryota; Fungi; Ascomycota; Sordariomycetes; Sordariales; Chaetomiaceae. Bases 351 to 755 code for a protein of 134 amino acids. Gene Ontology annotation, molecular function: structural constituent of chromatin; DNA binding; protein heterodimerization activity. The record is from RefSeq and is a predicted model, not a curated record. Gene Ontology annotation, cellular component: chromatin; nucleosome. The transcript has 3 exons.